This is a messenger RNA of Colletotrichum lupini, 1995 nucleotides long. RefSeq lists its product as uncharacterized. The record is from RefSeq and is a predicted model, not a curated record. The transcript has 11 exons. Lineage: Eukaryota; Fungi; Ascomycota; Sordariomycetes; Glomerellales; Glomerellaceae. The coding region runs from base 1 to 1995 and encodes 664 amino acids.
AUGUGCGUCCACAGUCCGGAGCAGAUUGGCCCUCGUCAAGCUCGGCUACCCACUUCUUUUCCGGCCCGCUCUGGUUUCGCGAUCCCAAACGGCAGAGGGUGGCUAGGCCGCGACAGGUAUUCGAGCCCUCCAGCCGGCGCGGUGACUAGACCGGGCGAAGAACCCACAUGGUGCAGAGGUGCAGAGGUCGCACUCCAAGAGUCACUACCAGUCUGUUACUGUUACUAUGAGCAGGGGUGGUGGGGGACUAUGAGACGACAGUUGAUGGACGGUGAUGUCUUCAUCCGUCAAUGGUUCGGGUUGCAUAGGAUGGCAGGAAGUUUGACAAUACUACCAGAUAGCAAAGCCUAUCCCACUGGCCCGAGAAAAGAAAAAGAUCAACAGGCACGACCGGCCCCCAAUAGACAUGCGUCGAUCUUGAGAGGGUCAGUCACCCAAGAAGGGAUCCUCCUUACCAUCCGCGGGAGCGGAAAGCAGGUUCCCUCUGCUGCUCUUUUCUGGGAUACCAUCUUGUCACGUUCUCCAGCCUGGUUCUUCGAGCAGAACUUCGCCAUAAAAGAGCGGGCUUCGUGGACUGGGAACGAACUGGCGAACCACAGGCGGGGAGUGCGAUGUUCAUUGGGGACCCGGGCGAGGAAGAAAUGGUCCAGGGAUCAGCAGAUCGGCAUGGCUUCCUGGCCUUUCACAGAUGCUGCAUGCAGCUUGGAGGCCGUGCGUUUCUUCAGUAGACAGCCAGACAGACAGACAGCGGGCAUCUCCGUCGUCUCAACACCUCAUCGGAAUCCCUCACCGAGAUGGAACGAGACAGCCCGUUGCGCCUCUCUUGAUCUUUUCGUCGAAGGAAUUGUAUCGAGAGUGUUCAAGACUGUCCGGCAAAUGGCAGACUCGGCAGAAGACCGUUACACCAAACAAGAGUUUCCGGCGUGGUGCCGAUCAAGGGGGAACUUUCAGCAAUUCAGCAAUUACCAAGCCCUUAACAAAGGAGACUGCGCCAUAACAAACACCUCCUCUUCCCUCAUCAUAAACCUUCAGUCAAAUGCCGACUGGGCUCACAAAGAAGAGAGACAGUUGCCAAACGACGUGGGAGCCGUAUCCAGAGUGCCACCUUGGGCCUUUCUGAAACAUGAUCUUGCUGCACCCACAGCUCUGGCACUCUGGAUUUCUGCAAAGAAGGGCCGCAUUGUUCUCGCCGGAGAUAUCUUCCACAUAGCCAGGCCAGAUGACACCGUCCCAUUGGUAGGAAACCCCUCGACAUUACCGUUCCAGGCGAGAUUUGAGCCGCCAAGACAUGUCAGGGGUUUGCUGGCCGACGAAGCGAUCUCCUGGGUGCCAUUCCCGAGAGCCCACAACUUUCUGCGGUCAGCGUACCAAAUCCGCGUAACAAAUUACCAAAACUCUUUCAUCUUGACACUCUCUCAACGUCCUUCAUCUAAUCAUUCUUCGAGCUGUCUAGGUAUGCGCAGUUUCUCGCUGUCACUCGGCCCGCCAAAGAAACGGGGACAACAAGAUGAUCUGAAGCUGAAGAGACUCCCCCUCGGGCCCCGACAGCUACCACAACACCGGCUGUGGCGUGUUUUCACCGAAGACCUUGACACUAUUCCACCUUUGGUUCCUCUCAUCCGCGUCUUGGCCUUUGAUCAACGCCCGGUGACGCUGGUGAACCACGCCCCUCUGCUGCUCAAACCCAGUGAUCCACGUUUUGCAGCAUUCAGUGUUCGGAAACACGCAGAGUCUCGCGACUGCAAUGAGAGCAUGCUGCAGGCCCUAGUGGCCCCCUCCGGCUGGGACGGCCUAGGGGAGGGCUCGAGCCUCGAGCAAAGUCUGGAUCUCUGUGACCCUUGGAAGCUCUGGCCAGUCGUCAUCUUCCUUCGCCAUGUUUCGCGGAAGCGAGGCACGAACCGAGGCAUAUUGCCCUGCAGGGAUUCCUGGGUCGCGCGACCAAUAGCUUCACUCAGCUCUUCCUCCAGCAUCCAGCUCCGAAUGACAGCUUUCUAG